Molecule: messenger RNA, 2104 nt
Organism: Aspergillus melleus
Lineage: Eukaryota; Fungi; Ascomycota; Eurotiomycetes; Eurotiales; Aspergillaceae
Product: fungal specific transcription factor domain-containing protein
Exons: 4
Coding region: 1-2103 (700 amino acids)
Biological process (GO): regulation of transcription by RNA polymerase II; DNA-templated transcription
Cellular component (GO): chromatin
Molecular function (GO): zinc ion binding; DNA-binding transcription factor activity, RNA polymerase II-specific; RNA polymerase II cis-regulatory region sequence-specific DNA binding
Source: RefSeq, a predicted model, not a curated record
AUGGUAUCGUUGGUUGGUGGUGAAGAGCCUCGCUCCCUAUCCCGUCAGUCUCCGCCCCCGGCUGCGAUUGAUCUCGCUCAAGCCGAGGUCUAUCAACAAGAAACCGUAACAUCCAAUACUGGCUCCCUUGGCCCUCCUGAUCUUUCUCAGUCAACGGAGUUAAUGGACUAUAUUUUUAAUCCGUUUCCGUUCAUGGCUGUUGAUAAUGUUGAUCACAGUCUGGCCGGUUUUCCGGCAUCAUUUUUUCUGGACUCAAUUCCACAAAGUUCAGGCUUUCCAGAUGAGAAGUUACAGUCACUGCCAUACGGUACCCCAAAUGUACCGCCAUUUGACGAUGGAACUCGUCAUCACAGCGGACAGAACUUCUCUGCUACUUCAAUGCUCGCCGAUCCGCAUGCAUUACCUACCAAUUCGCAUUCUAUAGAAUUAACGAAAGAAACACCAAUCUUACCAGCAGAGCAUAACCAGCAAAGAGAGUCUACUGCCAACGUUCCCGACUCCAUAUCUGAUGAACAGGAGAUACUAGUUAGCGAGGAUUUCUGCCAUGUCGAACGAAUAUCCGAAGACACGUACAAUGCUAUCUUGGAUUUCUAUCGCGAACACUGCCAGAAACCCAACACACCACAGCCGGCGCCUCCAAGCAUCCAGGUCGUCAACACAUUCGUCCAACUAUAUUUUGAACACUUUCACCCUGUCAUGCCUAUUAUACAUCACGCUUCUUUCAAACCUACACCCGACAAAUGGGUUCUCGUCGCGGCGAUCGCAUCUGUUGGGUGCCAGUACUCUCGCAUUCCUACUCGACCUCAAAUGCACUCCUUCUUCUGGCGUCUUCUUCAGAGUAUCAUUCUCAACCUACCUAUGCAACGACUCCUCCGCAACGACGAGGUCCACAUUGCCCAGGCCGUCCUGCUGCAUAAUCUGUCGCUAUUCGACGGUUCAAAGGACACCGUCUGCACGAUGCAAUAUCAACGAAACAUUCUCAUAACGUUAUGUCGACCAUUCCUUGUGGGACACGCAUCGCCAUUUACUCGGCUAUCGUCCAUAAAUUUGAAAGAAAGUGGCGAAAACUGGUCGCAGUGGACUUUGUCGGAGUCAUGGAAGCGCACUAUUUAUUUUACUUGGGUGCUCGAAUGCGUCCAAUUGAUCUUGUUUGACCUGCCUCCUGCGCUGGCGAUCUGGGAAUUGAGAGUCGGACUUCCUUGCGAUGAUGCUCUAUGGGAUUGCUUGAACUCGGGUGAAUGGGAGCGUCGGUUUCAGUCUGAGGAAGAACCGACGAGCCUUGUCCAACUUUUCAGCACUCUCAGCACCAACAACCCAACCCAAUCACUCGGCCAAACCACCAGUCUGAUCAUUAUGAUCUCCCUAUUCUCCGAGGAGCGAAUACUCCGCAGACAAACUCAAUCUCUCCCGUAUUCUACCUUCCUCUCGUUCGUCGAUUCUUCAUCUCAACUCAACAAAAUCCCCGGCAUCCUAGCCUCCCAAUUCAAAAACCUCGAUCCAUCUCAACGCUGCGGUUCAGACCUAUCCACCCCAUCCCUCCAGCUUCAGAAACUCUACCACUUCCUUUCCAUCAUCCGCCACAUCCCCACGAACACCAUGCACGCAUCGUACGGCUGGAUGACCACAAAAGCAGAAGCCGAGACCGCAGAUUCCCAAGUUGGCGAACUAAUGAAGGACGCGAAACAAGCUCGGGAAUCUCUAGUCCACGCAGCCCAUCUGUUCCGGCUCCUUCGCGAGCAGAACAUCGUCACAUUCUACGACCCUUUCUGUCUAUUGAUCGCGACACAAUAUAUUCGCAAAUAUAUACGCCAUGUGCUGGGGGAAUCUGCCAACGAAAGGUCACAGAUAUUCGGACAGCCUGUGCGCAUUGACCGAUUGAGCCCUGAGGAGCAGAAGGCUUGGAUCCAGGCUGGAGAUGCGGGGUCUGGUGUUCACAUCACUGGUAUCGGCGUGUUGGAGAAACCGGGUAGCUCGUCUCGAGCGUUUAAGGAGGCGGCGAGGAUUCUGAGGGGAAGUGUAGCUUGGGCGAGGAUCAGUCGGAUGAUUGCGCGCUCGUUGAUGCAGUCGCUGAGGGGGGAGAUGUUGACCAUGUCGGCUUCGUGAU